This is a messenger RNA of Mucor velutinosus, 2190 nucleotides long. RefSeq lists its product as uncharacterized. Gene Ontology annotation, molecular function: transcription regulator activity; DNA binding; protein binding. Gene Ontology annotation, cellular component: SBF transcription complex; MBF transcription complex. The coding region runs from base 1 to 2190 and encodes 729 amino acids. Lineage: Eukaryota; Fungi; Mucoromycota; Mucoromycetes; Mucorales; Mucoraceae. The record is from RefSeq and is a predicted model, not a curated record. The transcript is spliced from 2 exons.
AUGGUUGAUUUUUCACAGAUAUUCAAAGCUACCUACUCUGGCGUACCCGUUUACGAGAUGCUCUGCAAAGGCGUCGCUGUCAUGCGUCGACGUUCAGAUUCUUAUCUCAACGCAACACAGAUUCUCAAAGUAGCAGACUUUGAUAAACCGCAACGUACACGUAUUCUGGAGAGAGAGGUGCAAACUGGCCAACACGAGAAGGUGCAGGGAGGCUAUGGCAAAUACCAAGGUACUUGGGUGCCAUUUGAACGCGGUAGAGCACUCGCUGAAUUGUAUGAGGUGGAUGAUGUACUAGCGCCCAUCUUGCAAUUCGUAAAGGGAGAUGAGAGCCCACCAUUAGCACCAAAACAUGUAACAGCUGCCUCUGCGCGUCCUCGCAAGUCGCGUGAUGCCCGAGCUAGAAAGAGACCAAAACACUUUGAUGACGAUGUAUUGGACAUGGACGAAGCCUCGACAAUAGCAUUAACCAGAGGAAAAGAUCUGCAUGCAAAAAAUGACGAUGGCAAUACAUCAUCACUAUUGGCAACGAAACGAUCCCGAACAACCAAGCAGAAAGAUAAGGCAUCUACACCAAAGGCGAUUAAGCUAGAAGUGACCAAAUCCUCUGCUGCAGAGACCAACAAAACAAUUGCAGAGCAAAGUUUAGCAGACAGCAAGCAAGAGGAAGACGAGGAAGAAGAAGAUGAUGAUAUGAUGGAGUUUGAGAUGAGCGAGAAACCAUACGCACAGAGAUUGCUCCACUAUUUCAUGUCUAGCAAGAACAGCAUUCCGUCCUUGUUCACCCAGCCUCCUGCUGAUCUCGACUUUAAUGUGAUUAUUGACGACGAAGGCCACACGAGUUUGCAUUGGGCUGCUGCCAUGGCUCGCAUCAAGAUUGUCAAGCUUCUGAUUGAAAAUGGCGCGGAUUUGUAUCGAGUCAAUUACAAAGGACAGACAGCGUUAAUGCGGUCCGUGUUGUUUUCCAACAACUUUGAUAACAAAACAUUUGAAUCGUUGCUGGAUUUAUUGCGCGCCACUAUAUUCAACAUUGAUAAGAAGGAUCAAACAGUAUUCCACCACACAGCUGCCAUGUCCGACUGGAAAGGCAAAAUUUACGCAUCGCGAUACUACAUGGAGUGCUUGAUCAACAAGCUCAAGAACAACCAGUCUGAAUUGAUAUCCAUCUUGAACGUGCAGGAUACCAACGGUGAUACUGCUUUGACCAUUGCUGCUAAAAUCGGCAACAGACGACUGAUCAAAUUGAUGAUUGACGCUGGAGCAAGUACAGAAAUCGCAAAUGAGGAUGGUAUGACACCUAAAGACUACUUUGGAGAGAUUGAAAAGAACAUGGCAACACGAACAUCUGCAACAUCGCCUCCACCGCUCACAUCAUCUCCAAGCGAAGCAGGUAGGAGCGCCAUGAACGAAGCAGAUACUAGAGAAGUCUUAAAGUCGCGAGUCGAGGCCAUGUUCAAGCAUGUCACCAACGAUCCAUCCACUGCGCCGCCCAUCUCUGAAUUCUUUGACGACUUUGCCGAAAGCUAUGAAAAGGAUCUGGUCAGCCGAGAAAAAAUGCUGCAGAAAAAGAAGAUUGAAUUGAACUUGUAUACAAAGCGUCUGGAAGAAACCAGAAAGAUAGUGCUAUCAUCAAACUUGAGUGAAGAUGAUGCAGAAAUAGCGGCCAUUAUGCAAAAAGCCGAAACGCACGGCAAAGCACUGGAAAGCAAAUUGAGACGUUGGCUUCAGUUCAAUCAAAAGGAGACGCUCAAGUUAUUGCAAGAGAAAUACAGCAAAGGGCAUGACGACAGUGACGCUCACGGUAGCAGCAAAGAUGAUAAACCACCAUCACCUCCGAUCUCAGACACUGUCCAAGACUUGCAGACAUCAGCAGACAAGUUGAAAGACGAGUUGAAGCAGCUGCAAUCAUCUAGAAAGAAACAUAUCGACACACUGAUUGAGAUAAGAUGCAGAUUACCACCCAAAAAGUACCAGGACUACAAGCGAUUGAUAUCGACUUGCUGCAAUGUCGCGUAUGAGAAUGUGGAGGAGAUGUUGACCCCAUUAUUGGAGUCUUUUGAUAAUGAUUCCAUGACAUUGGCUGGAGAAUCCUUGAAAGACGAAAAAGAUCAGCCACCACCAUCACCAUCAUCCUCGUUACCAACAACAUCCGCAUCACAUCAGCAGCAAACAGUGGAUGCUGCAUCCUCUUGA